This is a messenger RNA of Syzygium oleosum, 1677 nucleotides long. Its product is annotated as probable aspartic proteinase GIP1. Gene Ontology annotation, molecular function: aspartic-type endopeptidase activity. The transcript has a single exon. Lineage: Eukaryota; Viridiplantae; Streptophyta; Magnoliopsida; Myrtales; Myrtaceae. Gene Ontology annotation, biological process: proteolysis. The coding region runs from base 20 to 1387 and encodes 455 amino acids. The record is from RefSeq and is a predicted model, not a curated record.
CGCACCGAAUCCGAAUACGAUGCCGCUCCACGUCCUCGUCCUCGUCCUCUUCCUCUUCCUCAUCCCCAUCAUCACUGUCACUCCUUCUCCAACGCUCUCACUCUCAACCUCGCCACCGCCGCCGCUGUCCUUGCCCUUGCUCGCCCCUAUCCGGAAGGACCACACGACCCUCCGCUACACCCUCUCGGCUUACCUGAAGACCCCUCCCCAACGCCUCGACCUCCUCCUCCACCUCGGCGGCCGCUUCUCCUGGGUCGACUGCUACUCCGGCGGCUACUCCUCCGCCACCUACCGCAACAUCCCCUGCAACUUCUCCGUCUGCGUCCCCCUAGACUCCCUCGCCUGCGGCUACUGCUAUGACCGCCCGGCCGGCCCCACCUGCUCCAACGACACCUGCGAGUACUUCCCCGAGAACCCCAUCAACCGGAAGGUCGGCCUCGAGAACGCCCUCGUGGACGCCCUCGGCCUCCCUUCCACGGACGGGUCGAGCCUGGGGCGGGUGGAGGUCGUGCCCGACUUCCUCUUCUCCUGCGCCAAGGCCGACCUGCUUGCCGAAUUCCCGAAGGGGACCUCCGGCCUCGCCGCGCUCGGGUUCUCCAAUGUCUCCCUUCCCGAGCUGGUCACCGAGGCCCUGUCCCUGCCGCGGUGCUUCGCGUUGUGCAUGUCUGGGUCUCGGUCGGCUGCCGGCGUCGCCUUCGUGGGCACGGCUGGCCCCUACAACUUCAUCCCCGGGAUAGACCUCUCCAAGGGCCUCACCUACACGCCGAUCCUCCUGAACCCACAGGGAGACACCGUGAUCACGUACGCGCGGGAGCCGGCAGCGGAGUACUACGUCGGCUUGACAGCUGUCAGGGUCAACGGGAAGGCCGUACCGCUGAACGCCACUCUGCUGGCGAUCGACCAGGAGAGCGGUCGCGGCGGGACCAUGAUCAGCACCGUCCUGCCUUACACCGCGCUCCAGACCUCCAUCUACAGGGCGGUCACCGAGGCGUUCGCGCGGGAGGCCUCCGCCGCAUUCCACCUCCCUGCGACACGGCCGGUGAAGCCGUUCAGCUUGUGCUACUCUGCCGGAGACGUGGCCAGCACCCGCGCAGGCCCUGCCGUGCCAGCGAUCGACCUGGUGAUGCAGAGUGAGGACGUGUUCUGGAGGGUGUCGGGGGCGAAUUCGAUGGUGAGGAUCACGAGGAAGGGGACGGACGUGUGGUGCCUGGGGGUCGUGGACGGCGGGGCCGAGGCGCGGGCGGCGGUGGUGAUCGGAGGGCACCAGAUGGAGGACAACCUGCUGCAGUUCGACCUCGGGUCGAUGAGGCUGGGGUUCAGUUCCUCGGUGCUGCUGCGGGGGACCACUUGCGCCGAUUUCAACUUCACGACCAGCGAUCAUACGUGACGAAGGUGGCAAAAGAAGCACCGUGAACGGUGAUGAUAGUGGUGGACGAUGAUGGUGAAAUAACGUGUGAUGCUGCUAAUCUUUUGGCAUCAUGAACGAGCCGAUAAAGUUGAUGGACCAGUGCAGUUAUACUAAAUUUAGUAUAUGAAAUAAAAAUUUGGUACAUCAUAAUGACAUGAAAGAUUGUCAUCAGGCAAUUAAAUAAUUGUGAAAGAUUGUUAGUAGGCAAUCAAACCGAUUGGUCUUUAUCUAAGUUUAUGUAUAUCAAAACAAGUACACUUAUAAUGAAU